Messenger RNA from Lutzomyia longipalpis, 1939 nucleotides. RefSeq names its product epoxide hydrolase 4-like. Gene Ontology annotation, molecular function: hydrolase activity. The transcript is spliced from 6 exons. Lineage: Eukaryota; Metazoa; Arthropoda; Insecta; Diptera; Psychodidae. The record is from RefSeq and is a predicted model, not a curated record. Bases 751 to 1800 code for a protein of 349 amino acids.
AUCGUGCGACUACCGAACGAAACUGAGCCACAAAUGUGCAAUUCCUUGUGCAUUAGAAAGUUAUGUAUCAGAAAAUGUUAAUGUAGAUUUUCCGAACUUUCUCAAAGUGAUUUUCCUGUUCCAUAUACACAAUUAUUGUUUAAUUAAGUGUUGUGAAAAUGCGAUUCAAUCAGAUUGAUGAAUCCAACUACAAAGUGCUCGAAGUGAUUUCCAAAUGGGAUAUCGUCGUGUGCUACAUCAGUGGGAUCUUUCUCGGUGUGUGGGUCACGAUAAAAUGGUUCAUUCACUACCUGUGGACCCUCGUGAAUCCAAGGUCAUCCACAACAGCGGCACGCAAUCACUCCGUACCCGAUAAACCACCAUCGUACCUCGUGGACAGCAACUUUGGACGCCAUUCAUACGUGAAGCUCAAUGUGAGUCGUCGUGCGGCUGAUAAGAAUGUUGCGUGAUCCUCUCUCCGAGAGAGAGAGAGAGAGAGAGAGAGAGAAAGAGAGAAAUUGCAUUAUGAAAAAACAAAGUAUUUUCACCUAUUGACCUUCUUUCGCGGAACGUGUGCGCGGGUUGUGCGGGUGAUAGUGCAGGCUAAUGGACCACAAGUCCAGACGAAAUCAUUGAACUGCCUCAGAGCUUAUCGGAAGAGAUGGUGCUUUUUUUGGAAGAAGCUGUGAAAUAUAUAUUUUAUUGAACAUUGAAAUUAUUGAGAUGAUAAAAGAAUAUGUAUACAUAACGGAUAAUGUGUAGGAGAUUUAAAUGGAGUCAUGUGCAAGGCGGGAAAAAUUUGAUUCGAGGUGUACCGGAAGAAAUAGAACAAAGUUUCACUUUGUUGAAGCAGGAAAUCUCACUGAUCCUGUGAUCCUCCUGCUUCAUGGCUUCCCGGAUUGUUGGAUCGGUUGGCGUGAUCAGAUUAAGGAACUUUCUCGCUUCUUCCGUGUCAUUGCACUGGAUCUUAAGGGUUUCAAUGAUUCAGAUAAGCCAAUGUGGCGUCGUGAGUAUGGGCUGGAGAGGGUCUGCCGGGAGCUCGUGGACUUUAUCCAUAGUCUCAAUGUGAACUCCGUGACGCUGAUGGGGCAUGAUUUGGGUGGCAUUCUGGGAUGGAUUCUCGCACACACCAAUCCACUUGUCAUCAAUCGUCUCAUCUGCGUCUCGGCGCCACAUCCCAAUCUCAUCUGGUCCAACCUCGAAAGCUCCAAAGUACCCAUCAAUAGUGCCUGGAUUAAGUUUAUUCAGCUUCCAUAUCUGCCAGAAGUGGAGCACGUGAGGCCUGAUUCGAAUUUUUUGGAAAGAAAUUUCACUCACGUGGACAAUACGCGAGCCAAGUCAAAGUACAACAAUCUUCAACCACUUAAUGGGUCAUCGAAUGAAAAGGGACACAUCCUGGAUGCUUAUCGAUAUAUUUUUAGUCGCCACGAAGAUUGGAAUGGACCCCUAAAUUACUACCGAAACCUCCCCUUCUAUCGUAUCAGAGAGGGAUCAUCCCUCAUUGUGUGUCCAUGCCUCAUUGUCACAGGGAACUCUGACCCGCUCUUUAGGUUGGAAUCCUUGAUCAAAAGUACGGAUUUCUGCGAGAAUUUCGUGGUGAAAAUCAUCGAGGGAGCCGCCCAUUGGCCCCAUCAGGAGAUUCCUCAUGAAUUUAAUCGAAUAAUCCUCAAAUUCCUUGUGGGUUCUCGUGCCAGUCAAACGAUGGAAAAGAUUGAAAAGGUCAAUAAUAAGGGUUUGAUGGGCCUUAUGUUGGGAGCUGUAUCCAAUAGUGUAAACAAAAUUCACAACACAGUUCAAAUGAGAACCACUGAAGCUUUCUAAGUUCCAUCUAUAUAGCUGUUGUCUCUUCCAGGGAAAUCCUCACUGUUGUUAUGUCUUUUCGCGAUUCAUUUGAUAUUAGUCGUGGUAAUGCAAAAUUCUCUUUUUUUAAUGUUAAAAAAUAUAUAUAUUUUUAAAAUGA